Messenger RNA from Mesocestoides corti, 417 nucleotides. The record is from the annotation of a GenBank genome assembly. NCBI's taxonomy places the organism in Eukaryota, Metazoa, Platyhelminthes, Cestoda, Cyclophyllidea, Mesocestoididae.
AUGCACGACCUCACCAUCCUAACGAUUCCGCUGAGCUGCGGGGCGAUCGGCCUCUGCAUUACCUCCCUGGUGUUGCCGUACUGGAGUUGUGGGGGUUUCUUCACAACCUGCGUCUUUACCCUCAUCCAUCUAGUGGUGAUGGUUCUGCUGUUGGUCGGCUUGGCCAUCUUCUGUGUGGUUUUCCUCACAGAUCUCUGCAAGGCGUGUCGCAGUGCGUGGAUUCCCGGGCCAGUUUGCAACACCUGCAAGAUCAUCUUCGCGGCCAUUGGUGCAGGCUGCCUCCUGGCUGCCAAUCUGCUUUACGCUGUGAUGUACGUCAAGUCGUGGUCUUUUAUCAUGUCCUUUGCGGGGUCCCUAGUGGCGGUGCACGUUGUUCUAAUUUCCCUCUUCACCAGUCGUUGUUUACAAGCGCAUUAA